This is a messenger RNA of Phragmites australis (common reed), 4006 nucleotides long. RefSeq names its product pumilio homolog 2-like. Gene Ontology annotation, biological process: post-transcriptional regulation of gene expression. Gene Ontology annotation, cellular component: cytoplasm. The transcript is spliced from 10 exons. NCBI's taxonomy places the organism in Eukaryota, Viridiplantae, Streptophyta, Magnoliopsida, Poales, Poaceae. The coding region runs from base 432 to 3614 and encodes 1060 amino acids. Gene Ontology annotation, molecular function: mRNA binding. The record is from RefSeq and is a predicted model, not a curated record.
ACCGUUGACGGCUAGAUCUGACGGUCGCUGUGCUCCGGAAGCUCGUGCUUAUCACUCCGCCAUCUCCUUCGUCGGGCUCUCUUCCGCCCUGCUGCUUACUGUGUGCUCUUUCUCCUCUCGUCGCCGCUCCCCAUCCCUGUUCGAAGCUUUUCGUGCCCGAAAUGGCGAAAUCGCUGGCUGAUCGGAGCCCAAUCUGAGCCUGAGCGCACGGAAAUCGCGGUUUCCCGUACCGAUCUUCCAAAAUCCCAAAGAAAUCCGAGCCGGAAUGGCGGCCUCUGCACCGAUCGGGCUCGUGCCGCGCGAUUCGAUGGUGUUUUGACCUGAGGAUCGCAGAAGCUAUAUUUCCUAUGACCGAGCUGUUGUGCUCGUGCUGGUUGGUGCAGGCUUGGAUCGUGUAGGGCGGCGCCUUUACGCUGCGAAGGGUUGGUGGAAUGAUCAGCGCGAGCGCCGUGGCGAUGCGUGGGGAGAUGGGCGGUGGGGGAGCGGAGGAAGAGCUGGAGGACGAGCUCGACGCGCUGCUUGGUGUGGGCGCCGGUGGCCAGCGCCGGCGACCGGUGGACACGGGCGAGAGGGAGAAGGAGCGGGAGCUCAGCAUGUUCCGGAGCGGGUCGGCGCCGCCGACCAUAGAGGGUUCCCUGAACGCCAUCAGCGGGCUGCUCGGCGGCGGCGUGGAGGCGUCGGUGACGGUUGCCUCGAUUCCUGCUGCUGAGGCGUUGAACGGGCAUGGUGGCCUCCUCUCGGAGGAGGAGCUCCGGGCCGACCCAGCCUACCUGUCGUACUACUACUCUCACGGAAAUCUGAACCCGAGGCUGCCACCACCAGUACUAUCUAAGGAGGAUUGGCGGUCAACACAGCGCCUGAAAGCUGGGGUGGUCGGGGGGAUCGGCGACCGGAGGAAGGCGGUGCAAGAGGAGACUGGACAAGGGUCGAGGAUGCCUGUGGGGAGGUCGCUGUUCUCACAACAUCCUGGUUUUGAGCGGGAGGAGGAAGCCAGGAAGGAUGGGGGUGGUGCUGCAGAGUGGGUGGAUGGAGGAGGGGAUGGGCUCAUUGGUUUAUCACUCGGGCGGCAGCGUAGCUUUGCUGAUAUCCUACAGGAUAAUCUUGGCCGUAGAACACCUACUUCAGAGCAUCCCUCUCGUGCAGCCAGUCGCAAUUCUUUCCAUGACAACCAGGAACCAUUGAAUUCUGCUGAGAACCAAUAUUCUAUGCAUAAUGAUAUUUUGGAUGCACAUCAUCCUGUUGGCAAUGUGCAAAAUGUCAGUGGUCUUCACAAUGUUGACGUGUCCAGAUCUCAAAUUUUAACAUCUGCCCUGGGUUCAUCUGUUUCAAGAAAUGCUACACCAGAUCCUCAUUAUGUCGCCAGGGUUCCUAGCCCUGGCCUUCCACCUGUUGGUGUUAGGAUUACUUCCAAUGAGAAGAAGCUGAAUUGCUCCUCAUCGCCAUUCAAUACUGUAUCCUCAAAAGCAGUUGAGGCUGAUGAUAUGUUAGCUGCAUUAUCAAGCAUGAACUUAUCAAAAAGUGGUACUUUGAAUGGUAAUAACAAAAUUGGUCAAUCAAAGUAUCAGAGAGGGAUAAGUGAUCAGCAGAAUUUUUCUCUUGACUCACAAGCUGCCCAAGUCAAUAAUAAUCAGCAUUCUAUGAUGUUAGAAACUGAUGAUGAAUAUUUAGGUAUACCAUCAAUGUCGCAACAAUUGAAUUCUUCAUUUGCUGACAUUAAUAACAAUGUGACUGGUCUAGGAGUGUUAAGAAAUAGUACCAACACAAGGUUAGAUGCACAUUUGGAAAUGCAAAGGUCUUCUACUCUGUCUGCUUGUUCAUAUCAGAAGUCCCAAUCAUCUUCUAAUGAAAGCCCAGGUGGUUCUCCUGCUCAGCAUCAAAAUUUCGAAAAUAUGAAUUCAGCCUUUUUGAACUAUGGGUUCAGUGGGUAUCCACUCAGCCCGACUUUGCCUUCUAUGAUGAAUUGUGCGGGUUCAGGCAGUAUGCCCCCUUUGUUUGAAAGUGCUGCUGCUGUAUCUGGCAUAGCUUCACUUGGUGCAGAUUCGAGAAACCUUGGAAAUAAUAUUUUAUCACCUCCCACGUUGAGCCUAACUGAUCUGCAUAACCUUGGUCGAGCUGGUAAUCAAACCACUACAGGUCUUCAGUCACUGCUUUCUGACCCGUUCUAUGUCCAGUACUUGAAGGCAACUCAAUAUGCAGCACAGGGCAGCUACGGUGAUCCUUCCUUGGAAAGUGGUUUCAUGGGUAGCCCAUAUGCUGAUUUAACUGCUGUUCAGAAAGCUUAUAUUGGAGCUUUGCUUCAGCAGCAGAAACAAUAUGGAAUACCACUUCUAGGUAAAUCAACUGCUUCAAACCAUGGGUACUAUGGCAAUUUGGCUUUCGGCAUGGGCAUGGCAUACCCUGGAAGCCCUUUGGGCAGUCCUGUUGCUUCUCAAUCUGGCCCUGGUAGUCCACUUAGGCUUGGCGAGCGUAAUCUGAGGUUUCCAUCUAACUCGAGGAACCUGAGUGGCUGGCACUCUGAUCCAAGUGGCUAUAUGAAUGAGAACUUUCCAUCCUCACUUUUGGAUGAAUUCAAAAGUAACAAGACCAGAAGUUUUGAGCUCGCUGAGAUUGCUGGGCAUGUGGUUGAGUUCAGUGCCGACCAAUAUGGAAGCCGUUUCAUACAGCAGAAACUUGAAACUGCAACAGUUGAGGAAAAGAACAUGGUCUUUGAGGAGAUCAUGCUGCAUGCACUAUCAUUGAUGACUGAUGUGUUUGGAAACUACGUGGUACAAAAGUUUUUUGAGCACGGGAGUGCUGAACAACGGAGGGAGUUGGCUGAUAAGCUAUUUGGACAUGUAUUAGCUCUCAGUCUUCAGAUGUAUGGAUGUCGAGUUAUCCAAAAGGCGAUAGAGGUGGUUGAUCUGGAUCAGAAAACAAAGAUGAUUACUGAGCUUGAUGGUCAGAUCAUGAGAUGUGUACGGGAUCAAAAUGGAAACCAUGUUAUCCAGAAAUGUAUUGAAUGUGUCCCAGAAGAUUCUAUUCAGUUUAUCAUCUCAAAAUUCUAUGGUCACGUUGUUCCAUUAUCCACCCACCCCUAUGGCUGCAGGGUCAUACAGAGAGUACUUGAGCAUUGCACUGAUCCAAAAACACAGCAGAUAGUCAUGGAUGAAAUAUUGCAAUCUGUAUGCGUGUUGGCACAAGAUCAAUAUGGAAAUUAUGUUGUCCAGCAUGUUUUGGAGCAUGGAAAGCCUCAUGAAAGAUCCAUCAUCAUUGAAAAAUUGGCUGGACAGAUCAUUCAGAUGAGCCAACAGAAAUUUGCCUCGAACGUUGUUGAAAAAUGUCUAUCAUUUGGCGGACCUACAGAGCGAGAAGUUCUUAUAAGUGAAAUGCUUGGAGCCACUGAUGAGAAUGAGCCUCUACAGGCCAUGAUGAAGGAUCAGUUUGGUAACUAUGUUGUACAGAAAGUACUCGAGAUUUGUGAUGACCAGCAACGUGAGUUAAUCCUGUCACGGGUAAAGGUUCACUUAAAUGCGCUGAAGAAAUAUACAUAUGGGAAGCACAUUGUUGCUCGUGUAGAAAAACUUGUUGCUGCUGGCGAGAGGCGGAUUGGACUUCAAUCACAAAAUCCUUCUUAAUGGCGUAAAAAUGACCAUGUACAGCUAACCAUGGCUAGACAGAUCUACCUUCUGCCUCCUGCUUUGGGCUGCUACAAGCCAAGUUUAAAAAUAAACACGUUGUACCAAGAAGUUUGUACAUUUUGUAGUUUGAGCUUAUAGUUAUGUCAAGGUGAGGCUCAGACAAUUCAAUUUAGCUGAUGCGGCUGCAGAGAAUAGGCGUACUGUAUAAUUUCUAGGUGUAAAGACUAAAGGGAGGAGGAAAGUUUGUAUUUUGCGACGAGACUGUACAAAUCUGCCAUCCUGCGAGAGUUAGCAUCUGUUUAGGAUAAAAUUUUAUCGCCCUCCUUGUUUAUCAGUAAUGGAUGUUGGUAAUACUGAAUAACUGAUGUACCUUCCAGCUUCUGAAGUCA